ACUUUCUUCUAGUUCCUCUUCCUCUACCGACCGAACGCCAGAGAAAAGAAAACACAGAGCAUAGCUUUACGACAAAAAAGCACUGCAAAAAAGUUAAGAAACAAAAAACAAAAAGUCAAAAAUACUUUUCUUUUCUGGUUCAGCUUUCUUCCCUCUCUCACUUACCCUUUUCAGCUCACUCUGCUCGUUCUCAUCUCUCCACACAAAACUCUUUCGGCUUCUCUUCACCGAAUAUCAAAACCUCAACAAAUGGCCGACGAACCUCCGCCCUCCGCCGCUCCUCCUCCACCACCCCCUCAAUCCUCCGUAGAAGAGCUGCCGGUAGCACCGCCACCGCCUCCGGAGCAAGCGCCAGCUGCGGAGGUUUCCGCCGAGGAUUCAUCCGCCGCACCGCCGACAGAGGAGGAGAAGAAAGCAGAAGUAGAAGCGGCGCCGGUGAAAGCCGAAGUGGUCGCGAAAUCGGUGGUAAUCAAAGAGGAGUUCACCGCCGAGCCGGAGAAGAAGGAGAAAUUGAAGGUUCCGGAGUCUCUGAUCUCGUUCAAGGAAGAGAGCAAUCGAGUCUCUGAUCUGUCUGAUUCGGAGAGGAAGGCGCUCGAUGAGUUCAAGCAGCUGGUCCAGGAAGCUCUGGACUCUCGCUCCUUCACCUCUCCUCCUCCUCCGCCGCCGCCAAAGGAGGAGAUUCGGACUUCCUCUUCCGCCGCUACCACCGCCGCCGCUACCGAAGCUCAGAAAUCUGAAGAUCAAAGCUCCGAUGUCAGCACAGAGAUUACUCCACCGGCCGCUGAAAAGCUAGAAGAAGAAGCUACUCCAGCAAAGGAAGAAGAGCCUGCGGCAGCUGCUGCUUCCUCUUCCUCGUCGGCUGAGGUGUCAAUUUGGGGGAUUCCGCUGCUGGAAGACGACAGAAGCGACGUCGUUCUGCUGAAGUUCUUGAGAGCUAGGGAUUUCAAAGUGAAGGAAGCGUUCACGAUGCUGAAGAACACGAUCCAGUGGAGGAAGGAAUUCAAAAUCGACGAGCUCGUGGAGGAAGAUCUCGGCGACGAUCUGGAAAAAGUCGUCUUUAUGCACGGCCACGACCGAGACUGCCACCCGGUGUGCUACAACGUGUUUGGCGAGUUCCAGAACAAGGAAUUGUAUCAGAAGACGUUCUCCGACGAGGAGAAGCGGACCAAGUUCUUGCGGUGGCGGAUUCAGUUCCUGGAGAAGAGCAUUCGGAAUCUGGAUUUCAGGCCGGGCGGUGUUGCCACGAUCUUUCAGGUGAAUGAUCUGAAGAAUUCGCCUGGGCCGGCGAAAAGGGAGCUCCGAUUGGCUACUAAGCAGGCUGUGCAGCUGUUGCAGGACAAUUACCCUGAGUUUGUAGCCAAGCAGGUGUUCAUCAAUGUACCUUGGUGGUAUCUUGCAUUCUAUACCAUGAUGAGCCCCUUCAUGACCCAGAGGACUAAGAGCAAGUUCGUGUUUGCCAGCACGGCGAAAUCUGCAGAAACACUUUUCAAAUACAUAUCUCCCGAGCAAGUCCCAAUCCAGUACGGUGGAUUGAGCGUGGAUGACUGCGAUUGCGACCCGGAAUUCACUUUUGCUGAUCCGGUCACCGACAUGAUCUUGAAGCCGGGGACCAAGCAGACGGUGGAGAUCCUAAUUUAUGAGAAAUGCAUGUUCAUCUGGGAGAUACGAGUGGUCGGGUGGGAAGUGAGCUACAGCGCCGAAUUCGUCCCCGAGACAAAAGAUGCAUACACAAUCAUAAUCCAGAAACCGACGAAGAUGACACCAACUAGCGAGCCGGUGCUGUCGAACCAGUUCAAAGUGAGCGAACUGGGGAAGAUGCUGCUUACGAUCGACAACCCAACCGCGAAGAAGAAGAGGCUUCUGUACAGGUUCAAGAUCAUUCCCUUGUCUGUCUAGCUUUCCAGACCAUCAGUGACUGUGUUGUAUUUUUACUUAAUUUUUACGGGUGUUCCAAAAUUUUGGAUGUCGGAAGAUGGAAGUGUCCUGGGUUUUGUUUUUGGCCUCUGUGGUUGUUGUUGCUUUGUUUUGGCUUGGCAUGUUGUAAAUUUGCUAUGAGAAGUGGAUUGUCUGAAACUCUAUUUAUUUUGCCUAAUGAUAAACUGUUUUUCAAUAAUGAAUAACCAUUGUGCUUACGAAAAAGGAAGAAUGAGAAUUGUUGGCGUGAG
This is a messenger RNA of Linum tenue, 2165 nucleotides long. Lineage: Eukaryota; Viridiplantae; Streptophyta; Magnoliopsida; Malpighiales; Linaceae. The record is from the annotation of a GenBank genome assembly.